ACUGCCAUCCACAUAUUUACACCAUACCCUGUAUCGGGCAUCCCCUCUACAGCCAUCUACUGUACUACUCUGUCCUAUCCUGACACCAGCGCCUAUUGCCCGUAUAUCCACCGCAUCUACCCGCACACCAGUCAUCCACAAGCCAUUACGCAACCGUCAUUUUACCAUUUACUCUUACUAGCCCGACACUAUCCCCUGUGCGACCCCUCUUCUCACUCCAACAACGAAGAUCCACGCCCACUCCUCCUCCAUUAUCCUUUGUGAUACCAUACAAUUGCGGCACGUUAAUUUCCACCUACAAUCCCGGCCCUCCCACAGAUCUUGAUGUACCAUUCGAUGCCCGACAGUCAUGACCUUCCUGCGCAAAGCAUCGCUUCGUCCAGCCGGCAACCUUCUUCCAUUCUCAAUCGCGCGGAUCAGCAUGCCUCCGAAGCAGGGCCAAGCCGCAGUGCUUCCACGGACAAAGGCUAUCAUGCCGAUGUUGUGAAUCGUCCCAAAGGCGAUCAUCUCGGCGUGCCACCAUCCUCCGCCUAUGCACGUGGUCCUACCUCGCCCACCUCGGAGCUGUCUCCGUUAAGCUGUUCUGGUAUGACGCCGCAUCUAGACAUAUGCAAAUACCCCACACAGCAACUUCUGCGGCUGCUUGCCGGAUUAUUACAACACAUCGCAGGCUCCAAUGAUCAAUUACGGGCAGAGCUUGAGGCCGAGGAGGACGAUGAAAUGGAUGAGCAACAUGUGGAUGAUAAUACGGCAAAUGUGGACCGGAGAUCACGUCCCCAUUCUCGGGCAUCAGGAAGAUCUUAUGUUCCUUCCGGCACAUCGUCAACUGCCGAGCUCUUCUCCGAACCCGCUUCUUCGACUUUGACCUCACCUGCUCUCACAUCUCGGUCGUCCUCCGCAGCAUCCAGUCCCACAUCGUACCCAUUAUCUCAAUUCCCCCUCUUUACUGCAUCCAAAUCAUCUUUAUCGCACCCAUCUGCCCUCUUGGCCUUUCAUGCUAGGCAUAUUCCCUCCAUUUCCAUCGAAGCAUACUUGUUACGUAUACUCAAGUAUUGUCCGGCCACAAAUGAAGUGUUCCUAGGUGUAUUGGUGUAUUUCGACAGAAUGACGAAAUUGGGAACACCGGCCGGUAUUGGUGGCGAGAGCUCGAAGGUUGGAAAGAAGGGAAAGGGUUUCGCAAUCGACAGCUACAACGUGCAUAGGCUGGUCAUUGCAGGAGUUACCGUCGCGAGCAAAUUCUUUUCUGAUGUAUUUUACACAAACUCAAGAUACGCCAAAGUUGGAGGCUUACCCCCGACUGAACUCAAUUCCCUGGAGCUUCAAUUCUUAUUACUUAAUGACUUCAGAUUACGCGUGUCUGUUGAGGAAAUGCAGAGGUAUGGCGACAGACUGUUAGCUUAUGCCGAGGAAGCGGGGGAGGAUAUCGGAACAGUUGGAGUGGAGAGAAGGCGGAGUGAUGCGAGUGAAUGGGGAGAAUUCGAGGGUAGGCAUAAUGAGCGAGGGUUUGAGGGACGGACAUUUAGAGAGUCUUCUGGGGGAAGAGACUCAAGAUCCACUCGCCCAACGGUGGAAGAGGCCAAUUCUGCAUUUUCUUCAACCCCAACGCGUAACCCGGCGUCUGCAGCCUCAGCAAACGCACCUCUGCCAAAUCCGGUCUCCAUCAAAUACGCCAGUACUCAACCUCCCCUUCCCCCUAAUCAGUCUUCCACCCCCGUCACUGUUCCCACCUCGCCGCGAAUAGUUCAAUCUAAAACUCAGCCUCGUGAGGCACAGCAACCUCAAACGCGAGCCCAAACGCAACCUAUGAAAUCACAUACCUUUCCUGUUGGCAGUAGCGUGCCAUCAGCGAGCGCGGGCUCUCGCACAGGCACUGGAGGCGGUGUUGCUAACGCUGGUAAUGGGGCUGACACCGUCUCAGGAGGCAUACGAGAUUGGGUGCGAGGAGAUGAUCCGAUUGCAGUUGUUGGGGGUAGGAUGACAAGCCCAAUGAGGGAUUAGGUGGUGCAAUGAAAGUUUUUGCAGGCUUUGAAGAGUGAAAAUAUUGCGUUUAAGACGAGAAAAAGGAGUUGACUGAGUCGGUAGCGCAUAUUCAGUUUAGAAUUUACAGUUUUGUUUGGGUCUUGAUAAUACAUUUCGUUGUGGCAUUUGAUGUUAUUU
Messenger RNA from Cryptococcus deneoformans JEC21, 2157 nucleotides. RefSeq names its product glycogen storage control protein, putative. Gene Ontology annotation, biological process: regulation of cyclin-dependent protein serine/threonine kinase activity. The record is from RefSeq and is a predicted model, not a curated record. The transcript is spliced from 2 exons. NCBI's taxonomy places the organism in Eukaryota, Fungi, Basidiomycota, Tremellomycetes, Tremellales, Cryptococcaceae. Gene Ontology annotation, molecular function: cyclin-dependent protein serine/threonine kinase regulator activity; protein kinase binding. Bases 325 to 1998 code for a protein of 557 amino acids. Gene Ontology annotation, cellular component: cyclin-dependent protein kinase holoenzyme complex; nucleus.